Rodentolepis nana is the source of this 1740-nucleotide messenger RNA. NCBI's taxonomy places the organism in Eukaryota, Metazoa, Platyhelminthes, Cestoda, Cyclophyllidea, Hymenolepididae. The record is from the annotation of a GenBank genome assembly.
AUGAUUCGUUGUCCAUUUCACUCAUUGACAUUUGCUCAGUACAUCAAGGUCGCGCGUGAUAUAACUUCUAGUUUUGCCUCAAGCGUGUUUAUGAAUGCAAAAAUGGAACGAGUUAUUCGCUUGCCCUCGACUGUAAAACCUAUUAAUUAUAAACUGGACUUUGUUCCAGACUUCACAAAGUUUAUUUUCUACGGACAUGAACAAGUUAUGCUAGAGGUUCUGGAACCAGCAAACCACAUAUUAUUUCAUGCAAAAGGACUUGAUGUCCAAGCUGUCGAAUUUGAAGGAAUUCCCGGCAUCGCUCAAGUUANUAACGAUCAGGAAUUGGCUCGUUUCAAUUUUCCAUCUGGUGUUCCCACUGGAAAAGGAAUCUUAAAGUUUAAUUUUAAAGGGAAAUUUAGUGAUGAUAUGCUGGGUCUCUACCGUAGUACUUAUAAGGAUGAAAGUGGCAAUGAAAUGAAUAUUCUCGCAACUCAAUUUGAGUCCGUUUUUGCUCGUCGAGCAUUUCCUUGCAUGGAUGAGCCUGAUAGAAAAGCAACUUUUGACAUAAGUAUUACUGCUUUGGAUAGCAAAACGGCGCUCUCUAACAUGCCUGAGAUUUCCCGUGAGAUUGUGCCAACCCCUCAAGGUCUUGUUGAACCCCCAGAUGGGCGCAACUACGUUAAGAUCACAUUUGAUCGUACUCCUUACAUGUCGACAUAUUUGGUUGCUAUGGUAGUUGGAGAUUUUGAGUAUAUCUCUUCCAAAGUUCCAACAGUUAAGGCAGCACAUCAAGUUAAUGGAGAGAAGGAAAAUGAAAUUGAUGUUAGGGUCUACACUCCCCUAGGGAAAAGAGAUUUCGGUCAGCAUGCUCUUUCCGUGGUAAUCAAGACUUUGCCCUUCUAUGCCGAGUUGUUUGGAGCAGCAUAUCCUCUUCCUAAACUCGAUUUAAUCGCAAUCCCUGACUUCGGUUGUGGAGCUAUGGAAAAUUGGGGCUUGGUAACUUAUCGUGAAACCUCAUUGCUGAUUGAUCCCCUCAAUUCCUCCCUGCGUUCCAAGCAACUGGUCGCUUUAACAGUUUCUCAUGAAGUGGCUCAUAUGUGGUUCGGCAACCUAGUAACCAUGUCUUGGUGGACAGAUCUCUGGCUCAAUGAGGGUUUUGCCACAUGGAUCGAGAAUUUGGCCACCGAUUACUGUUUCCCCGAAUAUGACAUUUGGGUAGAAUAUUUAUUUUCUGCUUCAAUAACAUCCUUUGUGGCAGAUGAUUACAUUCGUGCUUUGCGUUUGGAUGAACUCAGAAGCAGCCAUCCCAUUGAGGUCGAGAUUGUAGCAGCUCAUGAUGUGGAAGAAAUUUUCGAUGCCGUGUCAUAUCAGAAGGGUUGUUGUGUUAUUCGUAUGCUCCAGAACUAUAUGGGCUUUGAACAUCAAAGGGACUGUACCGUAAAACUUUCCAUCUUUUCUUUCCUCAGAAAUUCCAAGCUGGUCUUCGUAUUUGAAAAAUUCCAAGCUGGUCUUCGUAGUUAUAUCCAGCAGUACAAGUACUCCAAUGCUAGCACCCAAGACCUUUGGACUGCCUUAGAGACACAUGGUGUCUCGAAGAUUAGUGAAUUUAUGUCCAUUUGGACUAAGCAGACAGGUUAUCCAGUUGUGUGUGUUCGGUUGAUCAAGUCUCCCGAUGGGGAUGCAUAUUCAAUUGGAGUGAAGCAAAAACGAUUUUUGGCUGACGGAAGUUCUGUAAAUGGUAAGUUGUUUAUUUACUGA